Molecule: messenger RNA, 1719 nt
Organism: Emiliania huxleyi CCMP1516
Lineage: Eukaryota; Haptophyta; Isochrysidales; Noelaerhabdaceae
Exons: 3
Coding region: 1-1719 (572 amino acids)
Molecular function (GO): oxidoreductase activity
Source: RefSeq, a predicted model, not a curated record
AUGAAUGUGUGGUGGUCCGAAAGCACCGGCAACUUCGGCUCGCCGACGGCGCUCCAGCUUCUGCUCCGCACGCUCCUCGCUGCUUGGCGCGUGUGGCGCCUUCUGCAGGCCUCCCCCCUCCUCCGCGCCUCGUGGCAUCGGCAGGCGCGCUCGCCAAACACGCUCGGCGCGGAGCAGUACAAGAUGAUUUGGGUCUGCCGAGAUGCUGAGCUAGCGGCCGGCUACAUCCCGCGGGUCAACCUGCUGGUGGACGAGCUGCACCGUAGCCUGUACGGCAAGCCGGCUACCGCCUCCGAGUGGAAAGACCGGCUUGGCCACUUCAUCGACUUCACAAUCUACGUCACUGACACCGACGACGACAGCGUGGCACGCCUCAAACGCACCGCGUCGGCAACGAACCCGCACCUGUUUGGAGCUCGGCGCGCAAUGACUUUCACUACCCAGCUGUCUCACUACGAGCCAGACACGCGGCGCCGCGUCACCUACCUGCGCGCGCGAGCCGACGACGACCCGCCAGCCUACGCCGGGUCGACGCAGACGCUCGAGACGGUCAUCCACGACGCGCGGGCCAGCUCUCAGUCUCACACGCUUGACGAGUCAGCGUUUGCGCUCGUCCAGCAUCCGACGGCGCUGAAAAAUGAGGACUUCUACUCGGAGCGCGUGGUGAGCGACUACUACGCCGAGAUGCAGGAUCUGCUGAAGAAGCACACCGGAGCCACGCACGCCAAAAUUUUUCACCACCAAGUACGCUGCGCGGAGAAGAGCAACGCGUCCGUUGCAAAGGACGGUUCGUUCGACACGUCGACCUCGGUGCAAGGAUACGCGCACGGGAUCCAUACCGACUCGAGCGGCCCACACGCCGAGACGCUGUGGCGGCACUUUGUGCAGGGCGAGCCUGCCGCGUGCAGAACCGGACGCUUCGUGUACAUCAACGCCUGGCGCAACAUCUCGUCUUCGCCCAUCGAGCAGGACCACUUGGCAGUCCUCGACGAGCGCUCGCUGGUGAAGCCAGACGACUAUGUCCACGUCGAUCUGAAGGGCGUGGGCUACGACGUGCUGCAAUACGGCCUCUCCUCGCGGAACGCGGGCCGCCAUCGCUGGUUCUACUUUCCCAAGAUGGUUCGGGACGAAGUGCUCCUCUUUAAGCAGUACGACAGCGACUGCAGCAAGAGCGGGAGGUGUUGCUUCCACACGGCCGUGCGCGACCCGACUGCUCGCGCCGACGCCCCGCCGCGCGAGUCCAUCGAGGUGCGUGCGAUUCUCUUUUUUGCGAAUCACGAAGGCCCAAACACCUGCCCGGUGCUACCCGCCGAGGAGGGCGCGACGGACGACGGCUGCGACGAGGCUCGCGCCCGCGAGGGCGCUACCAAGCUUGCCGGCGCGUGCACGUUUGUCAAGAGCAAUGCCAUGUACCGCGCAAUGGUUCAGAAGCACAUGAAGGCCGACUAUGAGACUGGCGGCGCGCUGGCGGUGAUUCGCAAGUUUGCGGACGACGAGCAAGGCACCCUUGGCCUCAAGAGUGCGAGCGCGGAGACGAAGGAGCGCGCGGCGCAGCUGGCGUUCGGCGCGGGGCUGGCGAAGCGGGACGUCGAUGAGCUCUUCUGCGGCCCCUCGGCGGCGGUGCUCUUUCUGCAGUCGCUCCAGCAGUCGCGACUCGCCGCGGCAAUGGCAGGGUGCGCCAUCGGAGCGCUAGUGGCUGGCCGCCUCGCCGCUCGAUAA